Messenger RNA from Haplochromis burtoni (Burton's mouthbrooder), 1945 nucleotides. It is a transcript of the gene cfap100, whose product is annotated as cilia and flagella associated protein 100. The transcript has 15 exons. Lineage: Eukaryota; Metazoa; Chordata; Actinopteri; Cichliformes; Cichlidae. Bases 259 to 1776 code for a protein of 505 amino acids. The record is from RefSeq and is a predicted model, not a curated record.
UAUACAGAGCCAGCGGGGCGGCUAGCUGCGAUCUAUACUGUUUACCUACAGCAUUAUAAGACGUUUGGCAGGGUUUGCUUGCGUUUGCUUGCUGCUGGUGUAAUCACAGGAGGACGGUCACAUUUCAACAGCAAAGACGAGCCCUUACUUAGGGGGACAAGGAGGAAGAGAGGGACUCAGCUGAGCCCGUUCAAAGUGCCAGACGGCAACAGCAUUUUUCUGCUGCGUGUAAACGAAAGAGAGGACCGUAAAGAGGAGAUGCGUAAAUUCCUCGCUCUGCCAAUUGAUGAGAAGACAACCCACGCUGCAAGAGUGACGGCCAAGCUGAAGAAUGAGCUGGUGGGAGAAGUGGAGGACGAGGCGGAGGAGGAGGAGGAGAAGAAGGGGGGAAAUGAGAAGAUGACGAAUCUAAAACCAAUCAAGAGUAGGACAGUUCCCCCUAAGCAAACAUCUGGUGGACGAAUGAAACAAGAAAAAGUAACAAAAGACAACAAGCAUGCCUUAAUCUCCCUGGAACGACAGAAAGCUGUGUUGGAGUUAUCCGUGAUGGCAAAGAGGUCUGAGAUUUUGAGGAUGGACGAGGCCAUAGUAAAGGAAGAGAAGUUGCUGAAACACCUGGAGCGGAGCAUUGAGAGAGACAAUGUCAGAUUUGAAGAGUUUCUCAGGGAGAAUGAGAAGAAGUCUGUGGAGGCCAGAACGCUGUAUGAACAGGAGGCCAGGUCAACACAGGAGAAGAACAAUGAAAUCAGGAGGCUAACUGCUGAAAUACUCACCAUAAAAAGUGAACUUGCCAGCUUUGAAGAAAUCCUGGUAGACUACAAGAGUUAUAAGGACCUUCUAUUCAAGCUGUCUCCUCCAGAGUGGCAGGAGGCCCAGAGGUCAAAGGUUAUGUCUUGUAAAGGCACCAAGGAGGACCAGAACAGGGAGCUUAAAGACACUGCUAUUAGGAAUGGUUUGGAGACUCCAGGCAGACAGCUGACGUCCAUCCAGGAGACCAGGCUGUCCCCAGCCCACAGUGACAGUCUAGUCACAGAUCCUAAAUUGGACAGUGACAGCUCAGAUUAUGAGGAUGAGCCAGAGCUGUAUUUCACUGAUCCCCAGCAGCUGCUGGAUCUGAUGACAGAGCUGACGGAGCAGAACCUGUCCCUGAUUCAGAACUCUACGAGGGUGGAGGAGACUCUGGAGCAGCUCCAACAGUCCUUGAAAACAACCAAGAAGAAUCAUGAAAAGGAUGAAAAACAAAUUACAAUGCAGAUAAAUGAAAUGAAGGAGAGAAUCGAGAAGGAGAAGGCGAGAGGAGCCAGGCUUGAGCGGAAGGUCCUUCUCCACGUGUCCCUGAAUACACAGGACCAGGAUGUGUUACUGGAUGCUCUGAGCGAGAAGGUGGCAGAGGUGCACCGCAGCUGCAUGGAUGACAGGAUGACCAAACUAAACACUUUGGAGAAGCUGACCAACAUUGAGAAGCGGCUGUCUUUACUACUGCAGAGCCUUGAGAGCAUCCCUGAAGAAAAACUGGAGUUAAUGAAGAAGAUCAAGGACAGCGAGAGGAGGACCAGGGAGCGUGAAGACAAGCUGAGAGAGCAGAGAGAAAAACAGAAAGAAAGGAUGAGGAGGUACUCGGAGAGAUCGCUGGCUGACUCCAAGAAAAUCAGUGGGAAAAAGCUCAUGCCCAGAUAUAUGCCUGUUACCCAGAGAGUCAAAGUCAGCAACAUGGACAGCAUCCCAGCUCAAGAUGAGAUUCACGAACACCUCUUUGGCCCUGAGAACACGGACUGAUAAAAAAAAUACAAAGAAAAUAACUGAAAGUGCUAUCAUGCCUCAGACGCACAGGCUGAUGAGUGAUCAUGUAUUAUCACACAGAUGCCACAAUCAUGACAUGUCAGUAAGUCAAUAUGAGCUGAGAUACUACAAAUUUAGCGUUGGAGUGCAGAAUAAAGCCAUCUAA